AUGGCGGACCCGGAGCAACUCAUCGUCGAUGAGGCCAAGCCGCCCAAAUCGGAGCGCCAUCCGGUCAGAUGGCACCGGUCGACCUUCUACAACAUGACCAUACUGGGUCUGUGCAACCUGGCGGCGCCGGGCAUCUGGGGCGCCAUGAACUCGCUGGGGGCGGGCGGCGCGGCUUCGCCGCAGCUGGUGAACGCGUCGAACGCUCUAACAUUCUGCUUGAUGGUGGUGUCGUGCUACUUCUCGAGCGCCAUCGUGCACUACAUCGGGAUCAAGGGGGCGCUGAUCUUUGGGACGCUGGGGUACGCCCCUUUCGCGGCCGGGCUCUACACGAACAACCGCUACGGCGUCGAGUGGCUGACUGUCUUCGGAGCUGCGCUCUGCGGCAUCUCGGCCGGCGUCUUCUGGAUGGCCGAGGCCGCCAUCGCCAUCGCAUACCCGGAGCCGUGGAACCGCGGAAAGGCCCUGGGGUACUGGCUCACGUACCGGCUCACUGGCCAGAUCCUGGGCGGCGCCAUCAAUCUCGGACUGAACGCGGACCGUGACCAGGCCGGCCAGGUCAGCUAUACUGUGUACCUUGUCUUUAUUGCACUGCAGGCCACGGGGCCGUUUGUGGCUCUGUUCUUGAACAAGCCGUCCAAGGUGGAGAGAGAGGACGGUAAAAAGGUAUCAUUGGAGAUCAUCAAGAAUCCCUGGUACGAGAUCCGCAAGACCUCCAAGGACUUUAUUAAGCCAAAGUUCUUGUUGGUUGUGCUUUGGAUCGGGCAGGCAGUCUUCGCCGAAGCAGUCUACUUCACGUACCUCGCCUUAUGGUUCACCGUCAGAUCCCGAGCGCUGGGGUCAUUCUUGUCUGGGAUCUGUGCAGUCAUCGCUGGGAACCUGCUCGGGCACUACCUUGAUCGGACAAAGUUCUCCUUGAAACUGCGCACGCGCUCAGUCUUCUGGAUCUUGGUCGUUACGCAAGGCGCAUGGUGGACGUGGAUUACGGUCCUGGCCACCAAGUUCCGCGUGGACCAACCCGUGUACGACUGGUCGAGCCCGGGCUUCGGCGCAGCAUUCGCCGUCUACAUCUUCCACACCAUCGGGUUCCAGGUGAACUAUCUUUUCUUGUACUUUAUUAUCACCAAUCUCGCCGACGGCGAGGCCGAAGUAAUCAGAUACGCUGCCCUGCUCCGGGGUACGGAGUCGGCCUGGCAAGCUAUCAGCUAUGGUCUCACAUCUGUCGACAUCUUCGCCCAGGUUGGCGCAAUCUACAUCAACUUUGGACUGUGGGCUGUCGCUAUCUUUCCUGCGUGGCUUGUCCUUCGGCACUUCGGCCAGGAUAACAAGGCACCAUCCGAAGGCGUGGAACCAGUUCAAACAAGCGAGAGUCCUUCUUUGAAGGAGACUACCCGUGACCAGGGAAGCUUGUGA
Messenger RNA from Neoarthrinium moseri, 1410 nucleotides. RefSeq lists its product as uncharacterized. Lineage: Eukaryota; Fungi; Ascomycota; Sordariomycetes; Amphisphaeriales; Apiosporaceae. The transcript is spliced from 5 exons. Bases 1 to 1410 code for a protein of 469 amino acids. Gene Ontology annotation, molecular function: transmembrane transporter activity. The record is from RefSeq and is a predicted model, not a curated record. Gene Ontology annotation, biological process: transmembrane transport.